UUUCAGAUAUAAUGUUAGAAAGAUAGAGAUAACAAGAGAGUUAAAAUGGAUCAGCUGAUUCUAAAUUUGGGUAACAUUGACAACAUAGGUGGACUUGAUGGAGAUGUUUGUCAAGCUGAGAAGGAAGGUGAAGUUCAGGAUAAUACUGACGGACUACUGGACAGAUCUAAUCAAUUAUCCAGAGAUGUAGAUGAGGUGCUAAGUGAAGCCUUAGAGUCGAGUAUAGAACAACAAGAACAUGAUACUAUCUCAUCGGUGGAGUCCAAACUUAUCAGGUGCCAGGAAAGGCAGUUAGCUCUAGAAUCCAGGUUUAGAAGAAUGCAGGAGAGAAUAUCCAAACUACGAGCUAUCAGGGUCGGUCAGCACGCUGCUGAGCAGAUACAGCUGGGUGUGGUAAGCUGUGAGAAAAGAUUAUCUUGUCAACGUGGAGUUGUAAAUGAAAGACCUAGGACUGAACCUGCAGUCCAAGACCUACAGGGUAAAGAGACUGUAAAACGAAGACUGAAAGACGGCGAGCCAAAAAUUCGGCGGCCGAAGAUAAGAAAAUAUAACAAGAAGAAGGCGGAUGAAACCUUCGGUCAACUUUACGGACAUUUACGACAUGUUCAACGCUUUCUAGACCCUGAAGCUACUGAGUCUAGUAGUGGAGGAGAUAGUGCAGAUGAGGAUGAAAAGUAUACCCCAGGAGCAGUACUGUACGCUCCUAUCAAGGAGAGAGCUAAAUAUAGAUAUCUCAAGAAGAGAUGCUUGUACGCCUCCCAGUGGGGUUGGCUGCUUUGUCAGAUUUCUGAUUUAGAGUUCAGAAUUCGACAACAGAACGAGAUGUACAGGGUAUAUCGUGACGGAAAGGGCGCAGUAACACUAGAUGAUUCAGGGGCAACUCAAUCCUCUCAUCAUGGAAGGAAGUUUACAGGGGCCACUCAAGGUUCAGAUGGAAUUAUGAGGCGACCGGUUGAGUUUGAUUAUAAUUCUGAAGAGAACUCUGAGGAUGAGCUGACCCAAACCUGUUCAAGGGUCAGACCUAUCAACAG
Messenger RNA from Eurytemora carolleeae, 1031 nucleotides. It is a transcript of the gene nsl1, whose product is annotated as KAT8 regulatory NSL complex subunit 1. Lineage: Eukaryota; Metazoa; Arthropoda; Copepoda; Calanoida; Temoridae. Gene Ontology annotation, molecular function: histone acetyltransferase binding. The record is from RefSeq and is a predicted model, not a curated record. Gene Ontology annotation, cellular component: NSL complex.